GUCUAGGAAAAUGUCACAUUAGAUAAGAAAUAAAAGUUAGAUGGUUCUUGUUCAGGUAUGAGAGUCCAUUUCACGUGCUUUUUGGACGCGAAUCAAACGUAGUUCUCUAUAAGCGAAGUCUUGAUUCAGAAAGCCAGUUAGAAAUAGACAUUGGCAGCGACAGUGAGACGCUAUCUAUUGCUAGCGAUGACAUUCACAGCAACACUAGCGACGAUGAUGACAAUCACGUAAUUGAGACUGAGCUCAAUAUUUUUGAACGUGUAAGGAAACAAACCUACGAUUCGUCGCAAGGAAACAAACCUACGAUUCGUCGCAAACAACUGCUUAUCGACAAGCGGAACGUUACGCAGCAUCUCAUUCGUCUUCUAUAUACAGCGUCGGUGAUGCAGUCCUAGUUCGUUUACAUACGAGUAUCAGCCGAAAGAAAUGAAACAAGCUACCGGUUACCCCGGUUAUUGUCAAAGGAAAAAUUAUAAAAAGCAGAAGAAUCGGUACCUAGUGCGCGUAAUCGGCGAGCAAACAGCUACUAAAUGGUUUGCAGUAUCGGAUAUCACAUCCCUUACAGCCGAGGAAGAAAACAUAAGACAAGCACUAGCCAAAAAAUUAUUACUCUUGAAAAAGGCUAAAGAAAAUGUUGAGAAAACGACUGCAUUUAGUGGCUAUGUCAAGAAAAAUCCCAGCAUUUCAGCGACUGUGGCUUCACAAGGACUCAGAAGAACAUCUUUCUCAAUUUAUUCCACUCAAAUGGACAGACUAUAUUAACAGUAUGAAAAUGCCGGGCACUUGGGCGGAUGAAAUUGUCGUGCGAGCUGCAGCAACAGUAUUUGACCGUCCAGUGUACAUUGUCUCUUCCCUUGAAGAUGAAAACAGCGACAAACAAAUUAACGCAAGAACUGCAGAAGGGAACCGGCGUGCACCAAUGCUGCUGGGGCAUGUGGCAGAAAACCACUAUUGGAGUCUGGAUCUCAAUACUGCAAAACAGCCAGAAACGUUUCCAGGCAACCGACGCAAAACUGUUGGCGAGUUUGACAUACCUGCUGCUGCUGCUACCAUAGUAGAUGGUGCUUUGCGUAUGGCUGAGAGCAGUUUCCAGCAUAGACUAAGUACGGUUCAAAGUUAUGAAUUAUUUUCAUCUGAUUUUCAAUCGCUGCAGUCCAAAAGAUGGUUGAACGAUAUAAUAGUAAAUGCUUUGCACAUAGUAUUCCAGCAAGAGGCAAACUUGAUGAAUUCCAAUAGAGUAUUGUCAAUGAAUUCCUACCUUGUUCCAAGUUAUGGAAAACGAGGAUACGACGGCGUAUGGAGGGCUACUAUGGAGGUCAACGUCUUUGAAUACGAACUGAUUGCUAUACUUGUCCAUAUGAAGAAUCACUGGAUAAAAGUGAUUGUUGACAUUUUCGAGAAGUGUCUCAAUGUUAUCGAUUCGGCGGGAAACACACAUGACGCUGAGUGUGAUUGCAUUAUACUUUGGUUGUGUGAUGAGCAUAGGAGGAAAUAUGGUACACUGAGUAACAAGGAUUUUUGGCAAAAGAAAUACCUAGUAUCAAAGGAAAAGCCUCAACAGAUCGAUAGUGUCAAUUGCGAUGUUUGGACCUGUGUGAACAUGAGAGACUACUCUCUUCUUGGGAAGUUGCAAAGACGCGAGAUGAACAUGGAAACUGUACGACGUUGGCUUGCGUAUCGCCUUCUACACUCAGUCACCAGUUCAUGCGAAAACGAGAAUGAAAAAGAAUUAUUGAAACAAGAUCAAUAGAGGAGGUAAGAUUAAUCAUUAAAAGUUAAAACCUAUUAAAAAUUUUUGGCAACCAUGUGAGAUUGUUUUCAGAACAGCAGAAAGUAAGUAUCCAACUGUUCAAGAAUGCUGCAAUAUACACUAUUCAGAUUAUUGCUGCUAGCACAUCAUCAUCUGAAAACAGUUGAGCCUACUGAGCAGAUUCUAGCCGUGACUGAAAACACAGUGCAAAGCAGUAGAAAAAGACCCAAAAAGUCAUUGUCACUAAGAAACACGAAGAAACGACGUCUUGUAUCGUAUCAUGCAAUAGAAAAACCAGGCACUGCAAAUGCUACACGUCUAGAACGCAAUGUCCUCACAUUUGAUGAAGAUCGCUUGUCUGCAGAAAAUGACAACGAUGUCAAAGAUUCGUUUACAGUAUCUUUUAAACCGUCAGAUGUCGUCGCACCUAUUGAAGGUACUACGGAUACAGACAUGUUGAAACACUGGCUUCUACACCUCGAACCAAAGAAGAAGAUAUCGAUGCAUUAGAUGAUAAGUGAUUAUACGUAUAUAGACAGAUAAUAAUUUACUGGACGAUUCUAACGUCUACUGCGAAAGUGUAUAUUCUCGUAACAGAUAGAUUGCAUUGCAGGAAUUUAAUUCUUAUUGUGCGUGUGCAAAUCUGCAAUUAAUUAAUUGCAGUGUCUUUAAUGAAACUAACGGAUCGUUAUUUUGCAGGUAUCCACUGUACUGUCAAAGACCUAAGAAUUACGAUAGCCAAACUAGAAAAGAAAAAUGCUAUCAAGGCAUUGUUGGAUGCUUGUCCAACAACUACACCAGCAAACUUUUCCAGAACAACAACCAUGGCAGAAAGCCUAAAGCAAUGGAAACAUGUCACAAUAGGUGCGAGAUAUUCAAUACAAUUCAUCAAGUACGUGCAGCAAUAUUUUACCAAAUGGUAUUUUGCUAAUCGCAAAAGAGCACAAUACAUUGCUGACGACGAAAUCGACACCUUCGAUGAAUUUAUGGGCCAGCCAGGAGACUGGAAAUACUGCGUAAGAGCAAAGCACGCAGUAUUUCAUAUACUAGCUUUUCAUCACCUGCAAUCAUGGGCAACAGACAACAUUGCUGUGGCAAUGGAUACAGUAUUGUCAAGUGACUGAUUAGUAAUGUACUGUUGCAGAAGUAGAUUGUAUAGUUACCUGUCAUGUAAUGUAAGCAAGUACACUCGAUUGCAAUAAACUUCUUUGUUUUGCACUAA
Molecule: messenger RNA, 2972 nt
Organism: Corticium candelabrum
Lineage: Eukaryota; Metazoa; Porifera; Homoscleromorpha; Homosclerophorida; Plakinidae
Exons: 19
Coding region: 632-1750 (372 amino acids)
Biological process (GO): protein desumoylation; proteolysis
Cellular component (GO): nucleus
Molecular function (GO): deSUMOylase activity
Source: RefSeq, a predicted model, not a curated record